GUGCCGCCUGCUGAAACCGUUCCUCAGGUGAAGAAGGAGAAGCACAGUACGCAGGCCAAGAACAGAGCGAAGAGGAAACCUCCUAAAGGAAUGUUCCUUUCCCAAGAAGAUGUGGAGGCUGUUUCUGCCAAUGCGACAGCUGCUACCACUGUACUCAGACAACUGGACAUGGAAUUAGUCUCAAUCAAACGACAGAUUCAAAAUAUCAAACAGACAAACAGUGCGCUCAAAGAAAAACUUGAAGGUGGUAUAGAACAAUACAGACUUCCAGAGGUCGUUCAAAAAUUUAAUGCACGUUGGACCACGGAUGAGCAGCUUCUUGCUGUGCAAGCAAUCAGGAAAUACGGUCGAGACUUUCAGGCAAUCUCUGAUGUGAUUGGAAACAAAUCUGUGGUGCAAGUGAAAAACUUUUUUGUAAAUUAUCGACGUCGUUUCAACAUAGAUGAAGUUCUACAGGAGUGGGAGGCAGAGCAUGGCAAAGAGGAGACAAAUGGAACCAAUAGCCAGAAGCCUGUAAAAUCCCCAGAUAAUUCCACUAAAAUGUCCGAAGAGGAAGAUGAGGCUACUUCUGUUCUUGAUGUCAGAUAUGCAUCUGCUUCGUGAGAAGGUGCUGUAGCCUAGAACAAUUUGUGUUGACUACUGUGUUAUCCAAGAUAUCAGGUAUUAGCAAACCUCAGACAGCCAUCUGCAUCAUAUCUGUGGACAAGCAGCUAUUACCAAAAAAAGGCAAACGCUUCCAGUCCUGUGCUACAUCUGCCUUAAUCUCCCCUCAUUCCUCCAUACUGCCUCCACUUUCUUUCAAAAGCACCCAGGUAGCUCAGCUUUCCAUUUCAUCAACGUCCUGCUUAAGCAUUGGGAUUUCUAGAACCAGUAACACCUGUCUGUAAAUUUUGACCAACCUGCAAAACAAGGAGCUCCUUAGCAGCCCCACAGUGACUCUACACAUUAGGAGUUCUUAUAAGACUUGGUCCGUAGGGUAUAAGUAUGUAUCGCUGCAUGGCCUUGUGGUCUCUGCUUCCUGUGUAUUCUUACAAUGACACUAUUAUUAGUGAGCUUUCUAUAAAGGAGAGGCCUCUGCACAUGCCAGUGGUGUCAGGUUUGUUAUGAAAUGACAGGGCAUGUUAACA
This is a messenger RNA of Apaloderma vittatum (bar-tailed trogon), 1127 nucleotides long. It is a transcript of the gene RCOR1, whose product is annotated as REST corepressor 1. Gene Ontology annotation, molecular function: transcription corepressor activity. The transcript is spliced from 5 exons. The annotation marks the transcript as partial. Gene Ontology annotation, biological process: regulation of transcription by RNA polymerase II; negative regulation of DNA-templated transcription. The record is from RefSeq and is a predicted model, not a curated record. NCBI's taxonomy places the organism in Eukaryota, Metazoa, Chordata, Aves, Trogoniformes, Trogonidae. Gene Ontology annotation, cellular component: transcription regulator complex; histone deacetylase complex.